Messenger RNA from Phialemonium atrogriseum, 501 nucleotides. RefSeq lists its product as uncharacterized. The transcript has a single exon. The coding region runs from base 1 to 501 and encodes 166 amino acids. The record is from RefSeq and is a predicted model, not a curated record. Lineage: Eukaryota; Fungi; Ascomycota; Sordariomycetes; Cephalothecales; Cephalothecaceae.
AUGGGAGGAGCCCAAUCCGCGGAGACGACCGGCGCUGUCUCGGCCACGGCGUCAAUCCCCUUCACAUACCGCCUCAUCCUAACCACCCUGGAGCCCCUCUUCGCCACCUCGGGCGCAAUCCUCGCCUUCCGCACGCCGGGCCAGUACCUCUCAACGAUGACGCGGCACUCCACGGCCUUCGCCGACAACACCACCUUCCUGUACACGGAGCUCGGCGGGGCGUGGCUGUACUUCGCCUUCGUCGAGGCCGUCGUGCUCCGCGCGUUCGACGACCUGCGCCUGUGGCAGCUCCUGUGCGCGGGGAUGCUGCUGAGCGACGCGGCAUAUUGCCACAGCGCCGCGCAGGCUGUUGGGGGGUGGGGGUCCUGGGCGACGUUGUCGGAGUGGACGGUGGAGGAUUGGGUUGUGUUGGUCACCACUGCGCCAAUGGUUCUGGUGAGGGUUCUGAUCGUUCUUGGGGUUGGGGUGCGGCAUGCACGACUGGGUGAGAAGAUUGAGUGA